Lodderomyces pseudojiufengensis is the source of this 252-nucleotide messenger RNA. RefSeq lists its product as uncharacterized. Gene Ontology annotation, cellular component: ribosome. Gene Ontology annotation, biological process: translation. Lineage: Eukaryota; Fungi; Ascomycota; Pichiomycetes; Serinales; Debaryomycetaceae. Gene Ontology annotation, molecular function: structural constituent of ribosome. Bases 1 to 252 code for a protein of 83 amino acids. The transcript has a single exon. The record is from RefSeq and is a predicted model, not a curated record.
AUGUUCAACAACAUAAUACGGUCAAAUGCAGUUAGAUCAUUCAUAAAUUUCACUCAAAUCAGAACCAAAAUGAAAUCACAUAAAGCCAUCACAAGUAGAAUAAUAAAAAGAAGUUCAGGAUUGAAGAGAAAACAUGCUGGUAUGAACCAUGGUUUAGGGAAGUUCAGUACGCCGUCAUUAAAACAUUUGAGAGGAUUCACUACAGUAAAGAAAGAAGGUGGAUAUUUGAAAAAAAUGUAUCCUUAUGCUUGA